AAGCGCCGCGCGCUGCCCAACUAUACAAACUUAGAAUUAGAACCAAAAGAGAGAGGGCUUCACGCUUCUGAUUUGUAUACUGUAGCCAUGUCUUCCGCCGCCGCCGGCAGCCCCGCGCACAUCCUCGCCUUCCCUUUCUCCUCGCCGGGACACAUCAUUCCUUUCCUCGAUCUCACCCGCCUGUUCAUCACCCGCGGCCUCACCGUUACCGUAUUGGUCUCCCCGAGUCACGUCCAUCUUCUCCAACCCAUGCUAUCAUCGUCUUCUUCCAUCCAACCCUUGGUUCUCGACUGCUUCGAUUCCUUCCAGUCUGCUUCUGGACUUCCUGCUAAAAUACGUGCCACCGCUAGGCUUUAUGAUCCGAUACUCCACUGGUUUCGAUCCCACCCCUCCCCCCCGGUGGCCAUUUUAUCUGACAUGUUUCUGGGCUGGACCCAACAACUCGCCUCGGAACUCGGGGUGCCGCGUCUGGUAUUUUGGCCUUCCGGGGCAUUAACCGCCUCGGUUUCCAAUUCACAGUGGCGUAACCUGCCGAAGAACGAUUAUCCCGGAAACGAAAACUCUUUGAUUUCUUUCCCGGAGAUUCCGAAUUCUCCGACUUACCGGUGGUCGGAAAUCACACCUUUUUGCCGCGAUUUCAAGAAAGGAGACGCAGACUACGAGUUCCUCAGAAGUGGGAUGCUGGCGAAUAUGGAGAGUUGGGGUGUCGUGUUCAACUCGUUCAGUGAGUUGGAAUCGGUCUACCUUGAUCACAUCAAGAAAAUUGUUGGGCACAACCGGGUCUGGGCGGUCGGGCCCUUAUUACCGCCUGAAGAACGGGUCGGACCCACGAACCGUGGCGGGUCGAGCUCAAUUCCAGCUUAUCGAGUAAAGGCGUGGCUUGACGAGAAGGCUGACGACUCCGUCGUCUACAUCUGCUUCGGCAGCCGCGUUACGCUGCCGAGGAAGCAAACUGAAGUAUUGGCGGCUGCUCUAGAGUGCAGCGGGGUGCAUUUUAUCUGGUGCGUAAAGGCCGCCGAUGAAGGACGCGUGGGGAGCGAAGAUGGCGGGAUCCCAGAUGGGUUCGAGGAUCGCGUGGGAGAACGAGGGUUCAUAAUAAGGGGGUGGGCCGCGCAGGUUGAGAUACUGAGUCACCGAGCGGUGGGAGCGUUCGUGACUCACUGCGGGUGGAACUCGCUGUUGGAGGGACUCACCGCGGGGGUCCUGAUGCUGACGUGGCCAAUGGGCGCCGACCAAUUCACCGAUGCUAAGUUACUGGUCGACCAACUCGGCGUGGCGAUUCGAGCUUGCGAAGGGGGACCCCAAAGGGUUCCAGACUUGGCCGAGUUGACUCGUUUGCUGGCCGAGUCGGUUAGUGGGUCCAGGCCUGAGCGAAGCCGAGUUGCGGCGUUGCGUGAGGCGGCGCGGAAGGCGGUCAAUGCUAAUGGAGGAAGCUCAACCAAAGAUUUGGAGGAGCUAUUGAAGCAGCUCGGCGGCCUCAUUAAAGAUGGCAGGAAGAUAAAUGAGACUAAUUACUGAAUAUAAUGCGCGAUUAAAAAUGUUAUCUUUUUUGUUAGCUUGAAAAAAUCAAUUGUUAUUUCUACAUAAAAUUGCUUUCUUUCUUUUGGGUUAAGACACAAAUUGUUGUGAUCGUCCCUUGGACGGAGGUACCCAAAAGAAGCAAUUAGUCAAAACUGAUGGCAUUAUCUAUC
Molecule: messenger RNA, 1691 nt
Organism: Diospyros lotus (date-plum)
Lineage: Eukaryota; Viridiplantae; Streptophyta; Magnoliopsida; Ericales; Ebenaceae
Product: flavonol 3-O-glucosyltransferase UGT89B1-like
Exons: 1
Coding region: 88-1518 (476 amino acids)
Molecular function (GO): UDP-glycosyltransferase activity
Source: RefSeq, a predicted model, not a curated record